AACCAGUCUGAAUAUUUCUAACGAUCAAGUCGAGGCGCGUACGCCGAAAUUUCAAACAUGAAGAUUAUUUUCUAAACAAUGAAGGGAUUAACGUUUUGUUUUUGUAUAUAUUUUAAUGGAUGGUUAUUUAGAAGACAGAAAUAUUGUGUUUGUGAUUCAGAGGAUGUAAAAUAAUUGUAAAAAUGAGUGAAAGUAUUGAUGACUACCGUGUGCUCAAUCUACUGGGUAAAGGUGGAUUUGCCUGCGUUUACAGAGCAAGAGCUAUAAAGACAGGGCUUGAAGUUGCCAUUAAAAUGAUUGAUAAAAAGUUAAUGAAAGCAGCUGGGAUGGUGAUGAGAGUGAAGAAAGAGGUUGAAAUUCAUUCUAGGCUUAAACAUCCAUCUAUUUUAGAGUUGUACAACUAUUUUGAAGACAACAACUAUGUGUACUUAAUACUGGAGAUGUGUCAUAAUGGUGAAUUACAAAGAUAUCUGAAAUCCAACUGUAGAGUUCUCGCCGAGGAUGAAGCACGUCAUUUUAUGAGGCAGAUCCUCGAGGGCAUGUUAUAUCUCCACUCAUACGGAAUCCUUCAUAGAGAUUUAACACUAGCUAAUCUUCUGCUCACUAAAGAUAUGGAUGUGAAAAUUGCUGAUUUUGGUUUAGCUACAAGAUUGAAUGGACCUGAGGAGAAACAUUUUACUAUGUGUGGAACCCCAAACUACAUUUCACCGGAAGUAGCAAGUCGAUCUGCUCAUGGUUUGGAGGCCGAUGUUUGGUCAUUAGGCUGUAUGUUCUACACAUUCCUAGUUGGUACACCACCCUUUGACACAGAUACAGUUAAAACAACGCUGAACCGUGUUAUUAAAGGAGAUUUUGAUUUGCCAAAUAACCUUUCCCCGGAGGCGAUAGAUUUGAUCCAUCAACUUCUGCAGAAGACUCCAACUAAACGAAUACCUUUAUAUGAUGUUAUGAAGCAUCCAUUCAUGUUGAAAGAAAGUUCAACGGAGUACACAAAGGGACACCAGAAUCUGUCAAUUGAUAGUGGUCGCGGAACCAUGUCAACCGGAAUAAUGUCUCGUAUGUCUGGUGCACCGAAACCAAAACCGAUGCCAGCAAUUCAUCACAUAGGUUCAAAGAUUCCCGAAGAUCGUGAAAACAGUGUGGGCGGUGAUAGUGAUAUGUCAGCUGAUGGGUACUAUUCUGGUAACGCAGGGUCAAGGACAGAGGUGCCAGUACUUUCUAAUCCAGCCAUGAGACAUCCACCGUCGCCUCCUGUUAGAUUACGAAAUGAUGAGAAUAGGAAUACACCACAGAACAAUUACAGCAAUAAAAUGUUUCCUGACAAGUUUGUGGAUAAAAAACAUGACCAAACAAGCAAUCCAGAUUCUAGAAUGGUUGCUACGCCAUCUAGUGACAGAAACACGCAGGUUGUUGAUAGGACACCUAAAAUGAAUCAUAUGUCAGGGAUGGCAUAUAAAAAUGGCGACACUGGAUAUUGCAGUGGCAAUAAACAAUCAAAUCUUAGUGAUAAUGAAAGUAGAUCACAUAGUCAAAGGACGUUCGAUGUGCCUAGGUUAAAUUUAGCACAAGCUCAGUUUGAUCCUACGAAAUAUCAAGAAAGGGUUCCGACUCCGGUAAAUUCCUCAGGAUGGUCAUGCAGCGCAUCUUUACAUAGUAACGAUGCAAAAGUUGUUAGUCCGAGAGACCAUUCGGACACAAGUGCACAGGAUAUGUUAAGAAAGCAGGGGUCAACAUGUAUUAGCACCGUCUCGGAUGCUUCGUCUUUGGAAGGGAGUGAAUUUAGUUUACAAAAUACGAAAAAAGUGCUUAAUUUUGAAGGUGAUUCACAGCCCAAUAGCAUCAAUGAACAUUAUUACCACCAUGGCACUAUGGAGUAUCCUAUCAACUCACAGUUGAGACAGAAUACAGAAUUCUCUCAGAAACAAAUGUAUGCUAGAAGUAACUCUGUAGACGAAUUAGAGUUUGAUCGACCAAGGCAUAAACUUGUGGAUGCUCGAAGUAAUUCAGUGGACGAUUUAGACAUUGAUGACACCAGAGAUAAGCUUCGAAAACCAAGUUCGUCGAAAACUAGCGGUCAUGAAAAUUUUAAUAAUUGUGCAAGUGGUUUCUCUAACGGUUGCUCAGCAACAGACGAUUGUGUUAAAUCAAAGCAGGCAUGUGCUAAACAAGGAACUGAGUUAGGUUCACCAAUUAAUUCAGCGAGGUUGCGACCUAUACGUCAAAGAACAAGGAAUGCUAUUGUGAAUAUCAUGGAAUCAGGGGAAGUUUGUCUGGAAUUUGUUAAGCAGAAACACAGAGAGGAGAAAGUUGUAGAAUUGUUUGUCAUUUCUCAAAAUGGAUUACAGGUGAGCAUUUAUCAACCUAACAAUGGUAAAGGAGUUCCGGCAGAGGACCAGCCUAUUGCAUUGCCGAAAGUGCCGCUUAAAUCAUUUGCAUUUAAUGAGCUUCCAGAAAAAUACUGGAAGAAAUACCAGUACGCUUCUAGAUUUGUGAAGUUAGUGCGUUCCAAGACUCCGAAGGUAACUUUAUACACUCAAAGAUGCAAGUGUAUGCUGAUGGAAAAUGGCCCGGAUGCAGACUUUGAAUCUGUGUUUUAUGAUGAUAAACCUGACAAAAGUGUGAUGCCGAGAAAGGGGUGCGAUGACUCGGAUAUUAUAAGUUGGAGUGCAAAAUUUACAUCAAGCAGUCGUGGAAUGAGAAUUAUUGAACGUACCGGGACGUCACUCGUCCUGGAAUCACCAGAUAUGGAACAAAGAUUAACGCAGGAGACUCAGAAACUUCUUGAAUAUGUUAAACAGUGUCGGCAACAGUGUAUAGAGCUGGAGACGGUUGUUACUGCAGUACAAGAGAGGUGUUCACUACAAGAAGAACUCUUCCCCAUAAUAAUAGGUCGCCGCCCCAAUUCUGGUAACCUUAAUGACUCCGGCAAGUUUAGCACGGCAAGCAUUGGUACAGGAAGUGAUGAGCACAAUACAAGUAAUAAAUCUACUGACAGCAACAGACCCCCUACAAUGACAUCAUUCGAUGGAACAGUUGUGAGUACAGUGACGGAUUGCGGGGAGAAGAUGAAAUCUGACAGUUGUCAUGACAAUACAAUGAGGUCACAGUCAACAGUAAUGGGAGGUGCCCAGGCGAAUACCUCGCCCACCAGCAGUCAUGUACGCAAACUGAAUGGCAAAGAUGUGCUCCGACAAGUGAUGGUGCACGAGAUAGGCUGGGCGUCACAGCAUGCAAAUGGUGAGAUUUGGGUGAAGUUUUUUGACGGCACACAACUUGGGGUGAAAUCUACAACAACAACUAUCAAAUAUAUAGAUCAAAGUGGAAAACUGUGCAGGUUUCAAAAAACUGAUGUACUGCCAGAAUUUGUUAAAUCUCGGCUAGAAAAAGUCCCGUUGGUGCUCGAACAUUUGCUCCAAGACUCCCAGCAACAGCAUCAUCAUCAGCAGCAACAGGUGCCCGUAAACCGACAUACACCAAGAUGAAACUUGGACUAGUUUUUUAAUCCCAUCUUAAAAGCCUUAUCUGUGAUAAAUGAUAAACAUUCUCCAUCCAGACCGUCCUAGCGAUGCUGGAAAUGGAAUUAGUUUGUUGUAAUGCUCGCAAUUUGUGGACUUCUGUCGCUCUCAUAAUGAGAUUAGCGACUCGGUCUAACUCUACAAUAGUUCUAUAUUUAUUAUCUCGAAAAAAGACAUAUUUAAGUUCCCCAUAUUGGGAAAGCUAAACUUUCCAUAUAGAUGUUAUGUAGGUAGAUAAAUUGAUGAAGUUUUAGUGAAUAUUAACACUGUCAGUAGUGGAUACACUGUAAACAUACCAGGAAUAUAGAAGAAACUAUUAGACUAGCUUUGCUGUAUCAGUUAAGAAUGUCUGGAGUGUCUGAAGGAUUGACUGCCAAAGUGGAGAAGAUUUUGGUUUAGUAUAUGUUUUAAAGACCCAUCGUGACCUAUAACUUAUCAUUGUAAUUUUAUUGUCAGGAAAUAACAUAUGCAGCUAUAACAUAUUCAAACUUACUGUGUUCUGGCAGAUUAAGCUGCAAAAAGAUCAAGCCUUAAUUUUAUACAUGUACUGUCAUUGUAUUAGGUUAUUUAUGAUGCCAUAUGUGUUGAUAUUGGCCAUAGAGGGUCUUUAAAUAGAUUUAAUUUAUCAUGUAAAAAAAGAAUGUGGAGUGAAAAAGUUGAAUUGAAAUGAUAUGGUUUGUGCUCUCAUCCUUUGUGCUGUUAGAAAUUUCUGUAUAUGUAUUAAAUUAUUAUUUAUUGCUAUUUAAUGUCCAUUUGGGAAGGGUGUAUUUGGGGUAAGUGAGGGAGAAGUUAGUUUCCAAGCUUUCCUGAUGACCUACCCUAUAACUUACUGCCUUGCUUUCUUUGCUUCUUUCAAAUAGGUAGAAAAUUUUACUUUCUUUAUUCUCCGAGAAUCUGCUUUGUUCAGUCUUGCACUCGCCCAGUCUACAUUUAGAAUUAAAUUAUGACACAACCUUGUGUCUAGCAUAAAUAUCUACAAAACCCUUCCUUACAUAUUAUAAAAAAAACAGGAAAACAAAUAUUCUGCACAGUUAUAACAUUAUGCCAAUUAAAAAUUUUAUUGAAAUAAAAAUACGAUAUUUACAUACAUCUGUUCAGUUUAGUUUUAAAAGGGAUAUUUCUCAGGGACAGAAUGUUUUAAGCUUAACGUGUAAACAUUUAUAACUUUGGCUUGAAAUUUUUUAGUUUAUCUUUCUCUUUUUCACUGCCAGUUUAUUUCAAUGGAUACAUUACAGUAGUGCAUAUCAGUUUUCACUCCUUUACUACAAAGUAUAGGUCAUCAAGAAAUGAAAUUUUAGAAAAUACUCGUUACAAAAUUUCAAUAAUUACAAGUACUAGAGAAAAGUGUAUAUUUGUAAUAUAUGAAUAUAUUUAUGAGUGGUAAAAUUGCAUAUAUGAGUAUUUCUAUGCUGUAUAGAAUAGACUUUGUCUUAAAGUGUUGAAAAUAUUUUAAAUUUAUAGAAACUGGCGUUUAUGGCAGCCAAUACAUAUCUGUUGUCAGUAUAUCUAAUUUUUAAAUUUGUUUCUAGAAUUUUUGAUGAAUUCAGAAAUUUUAAAAGAUUUUUUUUUUCAUUUUUUUACAUUUAUGUAUUGUUUUUGUACACUUACGUGUAUAGUGGAUAAAUUUUUUAGAUUAUAAUAGAUAUCUUUUAAAACAGGUCACAGAAUAAGUUUAUUUUUUUGCAUUUAUUAUUUCAUAGUUUGCCAUUUGCCAGUUUCUCCGUUAGGUUAGAUUAUUAUCUAUUUAUGUUACUCUUUAUAUGCUAGUCUCUAUAUAUGAAAAAAUCUACAAAAUAAAACAAAAAUAAAAUCAA
Messenger RNA from Ruditapes philippinarum (Manila clam), 5329 nucleotides. RefSeq names its product serine/threonine-protein kinase PLK4-like. The record is from RefSeq and is a predicted model, not a curated record. The transcript is spliced from 17 exons. NCBI's taxonomy places the organism in Eukaryota, Metazoa, Mollusca, Bivalvia, Venerida, Veneridae. Gene Ontology annotation, biological process: protein phosphorylation. The coding region runs from base 183 to 3482 and encodes 1099 amino acids. Gene Ontology annotation, molecular function: ATP binding; protein binding; protein kinase activity.